Molecule: messenger RNA, 891 nt
Organism: Homarus americanus (American lobster)
Lineage: Eukaryota; Metazoa; Arthropoda; Malacostraca; Decapoda; Nephropidae
Product: vicilin-like seed storage protein At2g18540
Exons: 5
Coding region: 1-891 (296 amino acids)
Source: RefSeq, a predicted model, not a curated record
AUGGGAGAAUACACAUCCACUGGCCUGAGGGUCAAAGUAGAACCACAAGAGAAAGACAAGGUCAACGUCGGGGUGAAUAACAAACACGAGAACAAGAACAGCAAGAACAGAGACGAGACCAACUACAGAGAUAACAAAGAACAACAGAGAGACGAGAACAAGAACAGCAAGAACAGAGACGAGACCAACUACAGAGAUAACAAGAACAACAGAGGCGAGAACAAGAACAGUAAGAACAGAGACGAGACCAACUACAGAGAUAACAAAGAACAACAGAGGCGAGAACAAGAACAAACAGCAAGAACAGAGACGACCAACCCAGAGAUAACAAAAAACAAACAGAGGCGAGAACAAGAACAGCAAGAACAGAGACGACCAACUACAGAGAUAACAAAGAACAAUAGAGGCGAGAACAAGAACAGUAAGAACAGAGACGAGACCAACUACAGAGAUAACAAAGAACAACAGAGGCGAGAACAAGAAACAAGAACAGAGACGAGACCAACUCCAGAGAUAACAAAGAACAACAGAGGCGAAGAAAAAGAAGCAAGAACAGAGACGAGACCAAACAGAGAAAAAGAAGAGAGAGAGACCAAAGAACAACAGAGGCGAGAACAAGAACAGCGACCAACCAGAGAUAACAAAGAACAAAUAGAGGCGAGAACAAGAACAAGACGAGAACAAGAACAGCAAGAACAGAGACGAGACCAACGCAUUGGAGAUAACAAAAGAACAACAGAGACGAGAACAAGAACAGUAAGAACAGAGACGAGACCGCCAACUACAGAGAUAACAAAGAACAACAGAGACGAGAACAAGAACAGUAAGAACAGAGACGAGACCAACUACAGAGAUAAAGAACAACAGAGGCGAGUAGAACAAGAACAGUAA